Molecule: messenger RNA, 3353 nt
Organism: Oreochromis aureus
Lineage: Eukaryota; Metazoa; Chordata; Actinopteri; Cichliformes; Cichlidae
Gene: hid1a
Product: HID1 domain containing a
Exons: 19
Coding region: 277-2679 (800 amino acids)
Cellular component (GO): Golgi medial cisterna; Golgi trans cisterna; membrane
Source: RefSeq, a predicted model, not a curated record
UACUGAAGCGUAGACGUGCAGAUUAGGUUGCCAUGUAUUAUACUGUAUUUUCUGUUGUAUGGCAGAUAGAAGGCUUAAAACAAAAUACCCACUCUGAAGUGAGUGGCUGGCAUCUUUUCAACCCGGAAGUUGCAGUCUGUAGUGCAGCCUGCUUGCCCAGCCAGCCAAUAGAGUGAAAAAUUGUCUCCGCCAAUGACUCAAGCGAAGGACGGAGGUGAGAUUAUCAGGGAUUGUCAUUAGCAGCGGUCCUUCUGUGUAUAAAGGCAAAUAACCGCAAUGGGCAGCACCGACUCUAAACUGAACUUCAGGAAGGCAGUUAUCCAGCUGACGACCAAAACACAGCCAGUGGAAGCCACAGACGAUGCCUUCUGGGAUCAGUUCUGGGCAGACACCACCACCACGGUCCAGGAUGUUUUUGCACUGGUGCCAGCUGCAGAGAUAAGAGCUGUUCGAGAGGAGUCCCCCUCAAAUUUAGCGACCCUUUGUUAUAAAGCCGUGGAGAAGCUUGUCCAGGGAGCAGAGUCUGGUUGUCCCUCUGAGAAAGAAAAGCAGGUAGUCUUGAACUGCUGUCGCAUCCUGACCCGCAUCCUUCCCUACAUCUUUGAGGACCAGGACUGGAGAGGAUUUUUCUGGUCUACAGUGCCUGGUGCUGGGCGGGCUGGGACAGACGAGCUGGAUGAUGAUGAAGGAGCUCGACCACUGGCCGAGUCGCUGCUCCUGGCUAUUGCUGACCUCCUCUUCUGCCCUGACUUCACUGUGCAUAGUCACAAGAGGGGCCCCGACUCAGUAGAGAGCAUGCAGUCCAUAGACAGCUGUGAAUACAUUUGGGAGGCAGGGGUGGGAUUUGCACAGUCGCCCCCUCUAAACUACAUCCAUGAUCUGAAUAGGACAGAACUGUUGAGAUUAUUACUGACCUGCUUCUCUGAGGCCAUGUACCUCCCUCCCUCAUCAGACAACACUAUCCUCAAUCCUUGGGUGACAUUUUUCUGUUCAACAGAAAACAGACAUGCUCUGCCUCUAUUCACGUCUCUCCUGAAUGUGGUGUGCGCUUAUGACCCGGUGGGUUAUGGCAUCCCGUACAACCACCUGCUCUUCUCUGACUACCGGGAGCAGCUGGUGGAGCAGGCGGUACAGAUCCUCAUUGUGACACUGGAGCAUGAUGGAGGGAUUCCCCACCCCCCUGCCUCUCCAUCCAGCAUAGAGGAACAAGAGUCUACAGGACCAGAAAACCUGUUUGUGAAUUAUUUGUCAAGGAUUCACAGAGAGGAGGACUUUGAUUUUGUACUGAAAGGCCUCGCUCGUCUGCUGACCAACCCUUUGACCCAGACUUACCUGCCUAACUCCACCAAGAAGAUCCAGUUCCACCAGGAGCUUCUGGUGCUUUUCUGGAAACUUUGCGACUUCAAUAAGAAGUUCCUGUUUUUUGUCCUGAAGAGCAGUGAUGUGUUGGAUAUCCUGGUUCCUAUACUGUACUACUUGAAUGAUGCGCGGGCCGACCAGUCACGUGUUGGACUCAUGCACAUUGGUGUGUUCAUUUUGCUGUUGCUGAGCGGUGAGAGAAACUUUGGCGUGCGCUUGAAUAAGCCCUAUUCUCUCCAUGUGCCUAUGGACAUCCCGGUGUUCACAGGGACUCAUGCUGACCUCCUUAUAGUGGUGUUUCACAAGAUAAUCACAACAGGCCACCAGCGUCUCCAGCCUCUCUUUGACUGCCUACUAACCAUCAUUGUAAAUGUUUCCCCUUACUUGAAGAGCCUGUCAAUGGUAGCAGCUAAUAAACUGCUCCACCUGCUGGAGGCCUUCUCCACCACCUGGUUCCUGUUCUCUGCAGCUCAGAACCAUCACCUGGUUUUUUUCCUUCUUGAGGCUUUCAACAACAUUAUCCAGUACCAGUUUGAUGGAAACUGCAACCUGGUUUAUGCCAUAAUUCGCAAGCGUAAUGUGUUCCAUCAGCUGGCCAACCUGCCCUCUGACCCCAGUUCCAUCCAGAAAGCUUUGCAAAGGAAGAAGAAGUCACCCGACGUCAUUUCCCGCACCAGCUCCCAAGAGACUGUAUCCAUGGAGGGCUCACACCCUGCAGUGCCAGCGGAGCCCGGUACACUGAAGGCCAGCCUGGUUGCUAUGCCAGGCAUUGAUAAACUGACUGAGAAGUCCCAAGUAUCAGAGGAUGGCACCAUGGUGUCAGUUCCAAAGACAGACUCCCCAAACACUGUCCACCCAGACCAAAGUGCAGUUACUGGGACCAGCGACACGGAGUCUAACUCAGGCAGGGACAGUGAAGAUGUUUUCUACACUGAAGCAGAAAUGGAGAGAAGACGUUUAUCAAGUGCAUCAUCAGCGUCCUUUUGGGCUCCCACACCAGAAUGGGUCCUCUCUUGGAAGUGUAAGCUACCCCUGCAGACCAUCAUGAGACUUCUACAGGUGCUGGUGCCCCAGGUGGAGAAAAUCUGCAUCGACAAGGGUCUAACAGAUGAAUCAGAGAUCCUAAAGUUUCUACAGCAUGGCACAUUAGUGGGCCUGCUGCCGGUUCCUCACCCCAUCCUCAUUAGGAAAUAUCAGGCCAACGCAGGCACCGCCAUGUGGUUUCGCACCUACAUGUGGGGCGUCGUUUAUUUGCGCAAUGUUGAUCCUCCGAUCUGGUAUGACACUGACGUCCGACUAUUUGAGAUCCAGAGGAUGUAGACUAUCAAUGAAAAUGACACUAGGCUUCUUCAUCCCUUCAGUAUCUGCUGGUUUUGUGGGAAACCUGAUUGUGUUGAAACUAUCCUUGUAAACCUGUUGCUUGCUUCUGACACAACCAAACUAGACAGGGGAGUCAUUCAGAUGAGUGGAGUAGAGAUUUCUGUCUAUAUUAAGAUAGAAAGUGUUUGAAUUAUCACUAGUGUCCAUAAACAACUGUGUUUGUACAUUUCUUCAAACCUUAAGACCGCAGAAUGUUUGUCAAAGCACUGAGAUGACUGGAGUGUUUGGUAAGGGCUGAGGCAAAUUUUAGCAGUAUAAAAGUGAAAGAGGGAAUAUUGUUUAACUUUCAAAGAUGUGUAACAUAUCUUGUAUAGCUCAACGUUAUCAUUCCAAUAUUAUUUGUUGUACUUGAAAUGCUUUAAAGUGAACUUGCACCUUUUUGAGUUGUCUUUUGUGGUUGAAAUUUAUGUGAUUAUAUUUUGAGACAGAUUGUAUGUUUUUAUGUAUAUGACCAGGUUUCAUUUUUGAGAAAUGCUUAUAAUGUUCUAUGCUGAAAUUGUAUUUUCCUUAAAGUGUCCUGAAAAAAAAAAAAAAUCUAAUAUAUAACAUGUAUCUGCAAAUUCUGUAUUGGUCACAUUAUGUAUGACAGUGCUGUAAAGCAAAAUCUGAAAUUC